GUGUGAGUUUGGGCGGCAAUAGACGAUGGCAGGGGAGGCGCGAAAUGAAAAUCCAAAACUCCCCCAAAAUAUCGCAAAUUGCAAUGGCGCCAUUGAUUCUCACGCUUUGUAUAUAAAUAUAUAUACAUGAUAAUAAGCAUUCUACAGGCCUUCUUCAACUCCUGCUGAAUCAACAGCAGCAACUAACAUCAAUCGCAAUGGAUCUAUCAGAUUUGGCUAACAAAUUAGGCUUCACUCCCUCCGAUUCCAAGCGAUUAGUUCGCAAAGCCGCCGAGCUCCGCCGCCUCGCCGACAUCCAAUUCAACUCUUCCGUCAUCGGCGUUGGGGAGACUUGUAAAGCUAUUAUCUGUUUAGAAAUUGCCGCGACUAGUGCGCAAGUCAUUUUCGAUAGAAAGACUGCUAUUAAGUUGAGUGGAAUGUCCGAAAAGGCUUAUACUCGGUCGCUCAUUGCUAUGCAGAAUGGUCUCGGUGUCAAGAAUAAGCUUGAUGUUCGUGAGCUGGGGAUUCAAUUUGGAUGUAUUAGGCUUAUUCCGCUUGUUCAGAAGGCUUUAUCUCUAUAUAGAGAUCGGUUCCUUGCUGCUCUACCAGCUUCACGCAGGGCAAGUGCUGAUAGCACACGCCCUGUGUUUACUGCAGCGGCAUUCUAUCUAUGCGCUAAAAAACACAAGCUUAAGGUUGACAAAAUUAAGUUGAUUGAACUUUGUGGAACCUCCGAGGAUGAAUUCAACAGUGUCUCUACCUCCAUGAAGGAUCUAUGCUUUGAUCAGUUCGGAAUUACAAAGGAGAAAACAGAUGCAAAAAAGGUGAAAGGGAAUCGAGAUCUUCUUGAUGAAUUACCUGAGAAAAGGAGAAUUGAGGAUGGGGGCUAUUUAUCUGAUGAUGAAGAUGAGCCUUCAUUGUACAAAAAGCGUAAGCGUAUGGAUGAGCAUGCUUACAAAGAAUGGAAAUCAACAGUUAUGGAAUCAAACAACAAGAACAAGGAAACAGUUUCUGCCAAGCGCACCAAGCAAGCUCAACUCAAUUUUCCAAAGUUGGUUCCUGAAACUAAGGUGGAGGCUGUGUGAAUUGCAUUCAUUUUACCAACCUUAUUUUGGUACUUGGUGUAAAACAUUUUGAAAAAAAAUGACAAGGGGUGGGAGGGUGGAGGUAUUCAUAAAUGAUAAACAGCUAUAUCAGGACAUUUGCAAGCAGAUUUUGUAGGCAAUUAUCAAAAUCUUCAUUUGGAAGUAUAAUUAAAUGGUCUUGAGUGCACGUGAGAAACUAUCUGUGGCUAGUAGUUGCUGUGCAGAAUGAAAUUAUAUGUAUUUCUCAGUUUGUAAAUAAUGUUUAUUAUACAUGUCUCUUGUUCAUGGA
This is a messenger RNA of Daucus carota subsp. sativus, 1353 nucleotides long. RefSeq names its product origin of replication complex subunit 6. The coding region runs from base 198 to 1064 and encodes 288 amino acids. The record is from RefSeq and is a predicted model, not a curated record. The transcript has 10 exons. Lineage: Eukaryota; Viridiplantae; Streptophyta; Magnoliopsida; Apiales; Apiaceae. Gene Ontology annotation, biological process: DNA replication; DNA replication initiation. Gene Ontology annotation, cellular component: nuclear origin of replication recognition complex. Gene Ontology annotation, molecular function: DNA binding.